Peromyscus leucopus (white-footed mouse) is the source of this 1310-nucleotide messenger RNA. It is a transcript of the gene Fam8a1, whose product is annotated as family with sequence similarity 8 member A1. The record is from RefSeq and is a predicted model, not a curated record. NCBI's taxonomy places the organism in Eukaryota, Metazoa, Chordata, Mammalia, Rodentia, Cricetidae.
GGGGUUUCCGCUUCCGGCGGCGGAUUGUUGACGCCCGCCGCUGCUGUGGUGGCUACCGAGCGGUUGCGGCGGGGCUGCCGAGGGAGGGCGACGGCGCAGUGACAGGCAGCGCGGAGGGUGCCUCGGAGGCGACGAUGGCAGAGGGGCCCGAGGAAGCCCGGAGCCGCCCUCCCGGACAGGACGGCGGCGGCGGGGACCACGAGCCAGUCCCUUCCGGGCCUGGCUCUCCCUCCGCGGCCGCCCCCCGGCCCCCGGCCCUCGCGCCCGCCGCCCCGGCCGCCUCGGAGCCGGAGCUGCCGCCGCCGCCGGAGCUCCGGAAGCGCCGGGAGGGGACCGCGGGGCCGCAGGAGCCGGGGGGCUGCGAGGCGUCGGACGGGCCGGGGCGUCUGAGCGCGCGCGAGUACUCGCGGCAGGUGCACGAAUGGCUCUGGCAGUCCUACUGCGGCUACCUCACCUGGCACAGCGGCCUGGCCGCCCUCCCCGCCUACUGCGGCCCGCCGCCCGCCGCCCCGCAGCCCGCCGCCCCGGCCCCGCCCCCGCCGCCGCCGCCGCCGCCGCAGCUCGCCUACUACAAUCCCUUCUACUUCCUGAGCGCCCCGGGGCCCGGGCCCGGACCCGGACCCGGGGGGGCGGCCACUGGCGGCGCCACCCCGACCGCCGUCGCGGGCCUGACAGCCCGGGCCCCGCACGUGCAGGCAUCCGGCCGGGCGGCCCCCGUGACCAGGGUCGUCGGCUCUGCGGCCCCCGCCCGGACGGCGAGCGACGCCGGGCGGCAGGCGGGCAGAGAGUAUGUCAUUCCAUCCUUGGCGCACAGAUUUAUGGCAGAGAUGGUGGAUUUCUUUAUUCUCUUCUUUAUAAAAGCAACCAUUGUCUUGAGCAUCAUGCAUCUCAGUGGGAUAAAGGACAUCUCUAAGUUUGCCAUGCACUACAUAAUAGAAGAAAUCGAUGAAGACACAUCCAUGGAAGACUUGCAGAAAAUGAUGAUUGUGGCACUUAUAUACAGGUUGUUAGUUUGUUUCUAUGAGAUAAUUUGCAUUUGGGGAGCAGGGGGAGCUACACCAGGAAAGUUCCUGCUAGGUCUUCGAGUUGUGACAUGUGAUACAUCGGUACUCAUUGCUCCAAGUCGGGUUUUAGUGAUUCCUUCCUCAAAUGUUAGCAUCACAACGUCCACCAUACGAGCUUUGAUCAAGAAUUUUUCUAUUGCUUCUUUUUUCCCUGCUUUCAUCACACUGCUGUUUUUUCAGCAUAAUCGAACAGCCUAUGACAUUGUAGCAGGAACCAUUGUGGUAAAAAGAAAUGGGGUCAGAUGA